Messenger RNA from Eupeodes corollae, 3406 nucleotides. RefSeq names its product rho GTPase-activating protein gacII (gene RhoGAP54D). The transcript has 7 exons. Lineage: Eukaryota; Metazoa; Arthropoda; Insecta; Diptera; Syrphidae. The coding region runs from base 298 to 3159 and encodes 953 amino acids. Gene Ontology annotation, cellular component: cytoplasm. Gene Ontology annotation, molecular function: GTPase activator activity. Gene Ontology annotation, biological process: signal transduction; regulation of small GTPase mediated signal transduction. The record is from RefSeq and is a predicted model, not a curated record.
GAGCGCACCACUUUCUUUUCCAAACUGUCACUUCUGCACAUUCCUUGCAGACUGUUUUAUUUUAUAUUUCAAUUUAAUUUUUAAUUCAAAUGUCAGCGGUUUUUAAGUUUCCUCAAGUUUUGUGCAAAAUAAUUUGGAUUUUUCUGUUUCCAGAAUAGAAUCUUCAGUCAAAUUAUUUAACUAAACAAAAAAUAAAUAUAUACAAAUAUUUAUAAUUCCCAUCAGUGAUCUCCUUGUCCCCAAUGAUCGUCUAAAAGUUCCACAAAAACAUGCCAACAUGUUUUCCUUCUAAUUAGCAUGAUAUUCCUUAAGUUAUUGUUUAAUAUUAUUUUUGUUAUUUUCCAUAAACAAAUAAAUACAAAUUUAGUUGAAAUGGAUGAAGUUUGUGUUUCGCAUUUGUCCGAUAUUGAAAUUGCCGAGAAGAUGCGUCGUAGUAACUAUGAAAAGUUCAAAACUCUCGUUAGAAUGCACCUCUCCUUUCAAUUGGAUCUUAAUACCGACGAAUUUGAUUUACCAUGUCAUGAAGUAAUUUACUAUGAGAAGGGAAAAUUAAAGAAAUGGAAUCGUUUAUCGAAGAAAAUGAAAAGCUGUACAUCAGGGAAGGCUAAUGCCAGUCCUCCAGAGACCAAUCGUCCUUUAUUAGAUCAUAACUUCAUAAAGCAGCUUAGGAAUUUGAAAAUGUUUAUUCUGAUGGAAGAGAAUGUCAUCCAAGAAGGAAUCUUUCGAAAAACCGGCUCAGCCUCUCGACAAAACGAACUUCGUUCGCUAAUUCAAAGCGAACAACAACUCGAUCUGACCAAAGGAUAUUCAGUUCAUGACUGUGCAACUGUCUUCAAGAGCUUCCUAGCCGAACUACAUGAACCUGUUCUCACUGACGCCCACUAUCCAGCUCAUUCCCAAAUUGCUCCUCUGUGCAAUGCACUGCCGCCGCCGGUUACCGCCAUAGUCGACAAAAAGAAAGAACAGCACAUAUUGAAUUCGAUGCAAUUGCUCCUCCUUCUGCUGCCCCACGAAAAUCGAACUCUCCUCCAGGACAUCAUUGAGAUGCUUCACAUUGUUUCGAAUCAUGCAAACCAGAAUAAAAUGUCGUCGGAAAAUCUGGCCACUCUGUUUGCACCUCAUUUGAUCUGUCCCCGAAAUUUACCACCUGAAGCUUUGCAUUAUGUCGCCCAAACCAUGUGCGCCAUUAUAACCUACAUGAUAACCAAAGGAUUGGUGGUAUUUGAGAUUCCUGCAAAACUAGCAACCGAUAUACGAGCUUAUUUCCUCGAGAGAAAGCGAAAAAAAACCAUGUCCCCAGAGCAAACUCUUGACGAAUCGAUUUCGGACAUGUCGACGGUGAAUACUGUGUAUACGUUUGUUGAUCGGGAGAAGACUGCGGCAGCUCAGGGUUCGAAUAAUACCGACACCGAAUUGGCACAAUUGUAUGCUCAUAUUCAAACACUUCCCGAAUCAUCAAAGAAACGACGGUUGAUUAAGCAGUUUAACAAACAAAAUGGACAAGGAACUCCAUUACAGUUGGUAACUUUGAAUCGAAUAAAACAUUCUGAGCCCACAAGAAGUGCUAAAUCGAUUAGUGAUUCCAUAAAGAAGCAUAUCUUCCACAAGGGAAUCAUCUCAAGAACACCAAAAAGGACUCCAGUUACAUUGAAUUCUCAGGGUACACCCAGCUUCGCGACAAAGAAUCCAAAACUACGAGUUCUAUUUCAAAGUCCAAUCUCGAAUAUACCCUUCCAUAGUAAUUCAGGAACUCCAUCUAAUUCAUCAUCACCAUCGACAUCAUCUAAUUUAUUUUCAAUUAAAACGCAUCCUCUAAAAAAAUCUAUUUCUUCAUCUUCUCUCUUACUAACAAAUUCCAUGACUUCACGACAAGAUCACACAUCUUCGUCGUCGUUGUCAUCUAAUUCGGCACCCGUCAGUCGAACAACAUCGAGUGAACUAGAAGAGGCUUAUUGCACGACUCCGCUAAAAAUUGAAGAUACUUAUGGCAAAACAACCUCAACACCUGUCCCGAGUAUUCUCGAAACCAAGAGCGUCCUGUGGAAAUAUACGACGCUGGAAGAAGACGACGAAGAUACAAGUAAUCCAUCGACUCCAAUAAAUAAGCAAAAUCAUUCAAGAUACAAAUCCGAACCAAACUUAAGUCGUAUUAUAAAAGAGCACAAGGAAUUGCCAAUAGCUAAAAGUAAAUCGUUGACAAGGAAGCUUAUUAAGGGUGUGAGCAUGGGGAAUCUGCGACUGCCAUUUGCAAAUAAUGAUUCUAGUAAAAGAUUUGGAAGGUCGGCGUUUUCGUUGAGGCGUGAUGUGAGUGAUGAAAGUGGGACUUUUCAAGAAGAAACCGAAUCCGACUAUGAGUUGGAGAAACCCAUGCAGGAGGAGGAGGUGGAGGAAGAAGGACAUGAAGGGGAUGAGGACAACAACACAAUUGAAAUGCCUACCUCACACCUGUCCUACUAUCGAAACUUGGAACUCAUCACAAGCACCCCAUCUAUGAUGCUCGAGAGAAGAUCAAUGUCGCCAAUAACAAAAUCCACUCAAAGAAUGCCCAAAUCUAUGCAGGAAUCCAUUAUGACACCACGUUCAAGGAAACCUGUGAUGCUGACAACAACCCAAGGCUCGUCGGAGCAAAAUCAAACAUUUUACCAAAGCGACUUGUCUAGUUUCCGAGAACAAGAUGAAGAUUCAGCUGCAGGUCAAAUAUCCUGUGGUCCACAACAGACAUUUUCCGGCAACAAAAGACAAGACAUUGAGAAAGACACAAGAGACGGUGCACUUUCUAAUCACUUCAAAGAUUACCUUCUCAGUCGUAGUGUUUUAACCGCCAGCCCGGUGGAUUCGUCGUUCUUUAGUCAAACCGAUGACUAUGGUUCUACCCAGGAUAUUGAAGACUUGGAGGAAUCUCAAUUGAGUACAAGUUUGUUAUACUGUCUCGAUGGCAAUCGGCCAGUAGAGUUAGAAGAAGAAGAAGAUGAAGUCAACCUUCCUACGUCAAGCACGAAUUCGGUAAGUCGUAAGAGAGCAGCUUGUAGCGAUGAAAAUAAGGAAAAUACCGUUAGCAAGAAGGAAAACUUCUUAGUUACUAAAAAGUUAUACAUAUCUGAAAUCACUGGCAAUGCAACAGGUGGUCAGGGAGGAGUAGGAUCAGAGACUUCGAUAUGAUGACGAUAAGACUUUAUUUAAUGUAUAAACAAAUAAAUAUAAAUCCAAAAACAUAUAAUUCAAAUUAUAUCUCUAUUCAUAUAAAUAUAUUUAUAUAUUUAAUGGAAUGUGGAAGAAUUUAUUAUAAAUAUCAUUAAGUUUAUUUUUCUUUUUAUAAUUAAAAAUAUAUCUUCCUGUUUUAUCUUUCUACAUGUCUUGAUUAUGCGUGUAUACCAAAAAUUGAUUUGACUAAUAAAUGUUUCUUAAA